Molecule: messenger RNA, 1721 nt
Organism: Aphanomyces astaci
Lineage: Eukaryota; Oomycota; Saprolegniomycetes; Saprolegniales; Verrucalvaceae
Exons: 2
Coding region: 105-1625 (506 amino acids)
Molecular function (GO): aldehyde dehydrogenase (NAD+) activity
Source: RefSeq, a predicted model, not a curated record
UGGCCUCUGAUUGGUGUAUUGGCAGUAUAUAGUUGUACUUUCCUCCUUUUGUAAGUUUUUAUUGACUUUGGACCAGUUGAGAGAAUCUCACGCAUGAAUGUUGCAUGAUUUCACAGGUUCUCUCAAGAUCGCGACCACAUAAAAUGACCGCCGCAGUCCGUUACGUCAAGUCGUUCAUCCAUGGGAAGCAUGUUCGCGGCCGUGGGGUCGCACGGACGCUCUUGGACUCAAGCACGAGCACUCCAGCGACAGAGUUCCACGACGUGGAUGAAGGACAGGUGUCGGAUGCAGUGGAGAGCGCGGCGUCGGCGCAACCAGCGUGGGCGGCGCUGUCCCCUGCCGCUCGGGGCACGAUUCUUCGUCGGGCUGCGGCCAUCUUGAACGAAGAAACAAACGACAUUCAGGUCCUCGAGAGCAUCGACACGGGUCGCGUCAUUUCGGAAAUGGAAGGCGACGUCCUGAGUGCCACCGACUGCUUGGAGUACUUUGGCGGAUUGGCGCCAACAUUGGGUGGGCAGAUGCUCGACUUCGACGCACCCAACUGGGCGUACACGCGUCGCGAACCGCUCGGGGUCACCGCCGGCAUCGGCGCAUGGAACUACCCGCUUCAAUCCGCUAUAUGGAAGAGCGCGCCGGCGCUCGCGUUUGGCAACGCGAUGGUGUUCAAACCGUCCGAGGAGACUCCGUUGACCGCGCUCCGACUCGCGCAAGUCUACGCCAAGGCCGGCCUGCCGCCAGGACUGUUCAACGUCGUGCUGGGCGGUGGGAGCGUCGGCGCGUCACUCGUGGAACACGCGGCGGUCCGGAAGGUAUCGUUCACGGGCUCCGUAUCGACGGGAAAGAAGGUGUAUGCAUCGUGCGCAUCGCAACUCAAGCCUGCGACGAUGGAACUGGGCGGCAAGUCGGCGCUGAUCGUAUUCGAAGACACGGACGUGGACGACGCUGUCGCAGGCGCGAUGCUCGCCAACUGGUACUCGAACGGCCAAGUGUGUUCGAACGGCACGCGUGUGUUUGUGCAUGCGUCGUUGCACGAUGCGUUCGUGAGCAAGUUGGUGGCGCGGACCCAGCAACUCCGCGUGGGACCUCCUUUAAACCCGUCCAGCCAAGUCGGCCCCAUGGUACAUGCCUCGCAUUUGGCCAAAGUACGCGAGUACAUUCGUAUUGGUGUCGUUGAGGACAAGGCCACGUUAGUAUAUGGCGGCACGUUUCCUAGUACUACUAGUAGUAGGAUCGACCCCCGCGGUAGUUAUAUAUUGCCAGCCAUCUUCACCGACUGCCGCGACGACAUGCGCAUCGUGCAAGAAGAAAUCUUUGGCAUGGUGCUGUGUGUGCUGCCGUUUGAGUCGGAGGCCGAAGUGGUCGCCCGAGCGAACGCCACGUCAUUUGGGUUGUCAGCGGGAGUGUUUACAAACGAUUUAAAACGUGCGCAUCGAGUGAUUCAACAGCUGGAUGUGGGCACGGCGUGGAUCAACACGUACAACUUGGCGCCGGUGGAACUCCCGUGGGGAGGCUCCAAACAGUCGGGUAUGGGGCGGGAGAAUGGCGUGGCCGCCGCGCAGUCGUGGACCCAGCUCAAAAGCGUCUAUGUGGCCAUGGAAGACAAGCUUGCCAACCCCUUUGAUUGAUAUAUCACGGGCAUACGAACUUGGACUGUAAAGACUACGUAGUAAUACUAUUCCAUGCUAUUAUAUAAUAAUUACUAGUAGUAUAAUACUGCAAAC